Solenopsis invicta (red fire ant) is the source of this 5122-nucleotide messenger RNA. RefSeq names its product peroxidasin (gene Pxn). The transcript has 5 exons. NCBI's taxonomy places the organism in Eukaryota, Metazoa, Arthropoda, Insecta, Hymenoptera, Formicidae. The record is from RefSeq and is a predicted model, not a curated record. Gene Ontology annotation, biological process: response to oxidative stress. Gene Ontology annotation, molecular function: heme binding; protein binding; peroxidase activity. Bases 494 to 4558 code for a protein of 1354 amino acids.
CACGGGGCUCGGGGAAGUCUUUUGUACUCCCGCGCGCGACGCGAUGGACCCUCUCUCUGGACGGAGUCCAGACGCGAGUGCGAGUCGCGUAGCGCUACAGUAGUGGCUGCUGCCUCUCGGCAACUGGAGGGCCCACACUCUGCAGCACUUUGCUAGUCGCCAGUCUCGUGCUGGCGACGCGCGUUUUCUUCUUCUCCUCUCUUUUACCUCUCGCGAUAGUCGCGACGCGAUCUGGUUUCUUCUUGGAACGCGUCCCGAGUUCCGAGUCCCGAGUCCCGAGUCCCGAGUCCCGAGUUUCGACCCGCACCAGUCUUCCAUCCGAUCGGAUUCUCAUUGAUCCUGGUGUCUGUGCGCGGUGGUGGCGCGCGGUGAAAGUGCUCGACAGAGAGAGAGAGAGAGAGAGAGAGAGAGAGGGAGAGAGAGAGAGUGCACGCGCAUCCGCGACCAACUCCACGUGCAGUGGUGGUGCAGCGGCAUCGCGACACCAAAGGACAUGAGGCGGAUCACCAUGGACCCAUUCGUCUGGACGUUGCUGCUGAUCCCACCGCUCUUAUUCGCGACGGAUCUCUUGCAACAAGCUGCUGCGGUAGCACCAGCUACCGCAGGGGAAUGCCCACAGAAAUGCGUGUGCUACGACAACACGAUGCAGGUGCGAUGCAUGUUCGUGAAGCUGAGCCAGGUGCCACGGGUGCCAGCUAACACCACCGUCCUAGAUCUCCGAUUUAACAAUAUCGCCGAAGUGGGCGCGGGAUCGUUUCACGGACUAAAGAAAUUGCACACCCUGCUACUGAACGACAACCACAUUCGGCGACUGCCGCUGGGCGCGUUCGAGGGCGCACCGAAUCUACGGAUACUCUACUUGUACAAAAAUCGGCUGGAACAUAUCGCGCCGGGCGCAUUUGCGGGGCUACCGCGACUCGAGCAAUUGUACCUGCAUCACAAUCAUCUGCGAGAGAUCCGACCGGGUACGUUCAACGAUCUACCGGCGCUGGAACGUCUGUUUCUGCACAGCAACAAACUUCAUCGGCUGCCGGCGGACGCGUUCGUCAACGUCGGCCCGAUGACGCGGCUGCGUCUCGACAGCAACGCGCUCAUUUGCGACUGCAAUCUGGUCUGGCUGGUGGAACGCCUGCGGGACAGACCUACGGAGAUGGCGGCGAUUUGCCAAUCCCCCCACAAGAUGAAGGGUCGUUCCCUCGCUACGAUGCUGCCAGAGGACUUUCAUUGCACAAAACCACGCAUCAUAGAGGGCCCGGAAGACACCGUAGUGGAAUUUGGCGACACGAUGACAUUGACGUGUCGAGUAACGGGUGAUCCGACGCCAAAAAUUAAAUGGAUGAAAAACAAACGGAAAUAUUUUUGGGAGAGAGAGCGAAUGGCGACAGCGGAUGACGAUAAUGAAAAGUACGUGAUCCACGAGGACGGUGACAAGUACGUGAUCCGCGAGGAUGGCACCUUGGUGAUAUCGGGCACGACCGAACAGGACAGCGGGAUAUACGAGUGCGUGGCCAGCAGCGACAUGGGCUCGACCAAAUCGAGAAAGGCCAGAGCGGUGAUCACGGCGGCGGCGGCGGCGGCGGCGGCGACGGCAGCCCGCUUGAUAUUCGCCGAAAGGCCGGAAUCGCAAAACGUCAGCGUCGGCACCGACGUCACCUUUUCCUGCCGUGCGCGAGCGCUGGCUAAUCCCAAGCCGGAUGUUCGCUGGUUCCGAGAUGGUCGAGCCAUCUCCUUUGGCGAGAGAAUCUCGCUCGAGAACGACGGCGCCUCGCUGCGCAUCCACGCGGUCAAGGAAACCGACGCGGGCAAAUACGAGUGUUAUCUCAAGAGCAUCGACCACAUGGUUCAUCUCUUCGCGGACUUGAAUGUCUUUGUCCGCGACUCGUCGUCGUCGUCAGCCCCCCGAUUGCUCUUUAGACCGCGAGACAUGGAGGCGGAACCAGAUGCCACCGUUGAGGUACCUUGCCGGGCCGAGGGUAUCCCAAAGCCGGUGAUACAAUGGAAAAAGGACGGCAGCGCGCUCGAGGGUAAUAGGUUCAAGAUCAUGCGCGGAGGCAGUCUUGUUAUUUUUAACGUGACUCCGCGAGACUCCGGCAGGUACGAGUGCUCGGCUGUAAACGAUUACGGACGCGCAACCGCCGAUGCUUUGGUGCGCGUUCGGCAGCUCGGUGCAGCGGAUACGACGCUCGUCGUACGAGCUUUUCAAAGUGCCACCGAAGAGAUCGAUCGUGCCAUUAAUAAAACGCUGUCGUCUCUCUUUAAUCCCGACGGCUCGUCCAAACACCAAGUUAAUCCAUUUCGGCUGGCACGAUUUCCGGACGCGAUCGGUCGCGCGGCCGCCAGACCAGCCGAGCUCUUCGAGAGAACUCUCGUCAACAUUCGACGUAUGGUGGAUGCCGGCGGAAAGGCAAACGUCACCGCUGACUUUCGUUACGAGGACAUCUUGACGACCGAUCAGGUGAGGGAGAUCGAACGAUUGUCCGGAUGCACCGGUCAUAGACGUCGACAGAACUGCAGCGACAGAUGCUUCCAUCGGAAAUAUCGAAGCGUAGACGGCAGCUGCAACAAUCUGCGCCAUCCUACUUGGGGCUCGUCGUACACGGGCUUCCGAAGAAUAUUGCGACCGAUCUACGAGAAUGGUUUCUCGACGCCAGUCGGCUGGGAGAAAGGACGACGGUAUCACGGUUAUCCGAAGCCCGCCGCGCGUCUCGUGUCGACCACCCUCAUCUCCACUCGCCACGUCACAUCGGACGAUCGGAUCAGCCACAUGGUGAUGCAGUGGGGUCAGUUCUUGGACCACGAUCUCGAUCACUCGUUACCCUCGGUCUCGAGCGAAUCGUGGGACGGCAUCGAUUGCAAAAAGUCCUGCGACAACGCCGCGCCCUGCUUCCCGAUGGAGGUGCCGGCGAACGAUCCGCGCGUCGACAACAGACGGUGCAUCGACUUCGUGAGAACGAGCGCCGUGUGCGGUUCCGGCGCGACCAGUAUCCUCUGGGGUGGCGGUCUGAUGCCUCGGGAACAAUUGAACCAGCUGACCAGCUACCUCGACGCCUCCCAGGUUUACGGCUACGACGACGAGCUGGCGCGCGACCUGCGCGACACGACCACGGAUCGCGGCCUGCUGCGGGAGGGUGUCGCGCUUCCCGGUCGCAAGCCUCUGCUGCCGUACGCUGCCUCCGGCCAGUUCGUCGACUGUCGCAGGAAUCCGCUGGAGAGCUCGAUCAAUUGUUUCGUGGCCGGUGACAUUCGCGCCAACGAGCAGGUCGGCCUGCUGGCCAUGCACACCAUAUGGCUGCGCGAGCACAAUCGCCUCGCUCGCGCCCUGCGCGACAUGAAUCCACAUUGGAAUGGCGAGAGACUCUAUCAGGAGGCGAGACGUAUCGUCGGCGCUGAGAUGCAGCACAUCACUUAUCGACACUGGUUACCGCGUAUAUUCGGAGACGGCCAAGAGUCUUCUUUGCCGCCGUACCGGGGCUACGAUCCCAACGUCGACGCCAGCGUGUCCAACGUUUUCGCCACCGCCGCCCUGCGCUUCGGCCAUUCGCUCAUUCAGCCGCGUCUCGAGCGUCUCGACGCCUCCUUCCGAUCGAUUCCGCAGGGUCCUCUCGAGCUGCGAGACGCCUUUUUCGCGCCGUGGCGAUUGGUCGAGGAAGGCGGCGUCGACCCGCUCAUCCGAGGUAUGUACGCCACGGCGGCGAAACUCAAGCUGCCCGAGCAGAAUCUCAACCGAGAGCUCACCGAGCAACUCUUUCGCACCGCGCACGCGGUCGCGCUCGAUCUAGCGGCGAUGAACGUUCAGCGAGGGAGGGAUCACGGGCUACCCGGCUAUCUGGAAUGGCGCGAUUAUUGCAACAUGUCGCGCGUCGAGACGUUCGAGCAUCUGGCUGGCGACAUCAGCAGCGCUCGAGUGCGGCAAAAGUUGCGCGAGUUGUACGGCCAUCCGGCUAAUAUAGACGUCUGGGUUGGCGGUAUUCUCGAGGAUCAGUUACCAGGGAUGAAGGUUGGACCGCUGUUCAAAUGUCUCCUAUUGGAGCAAUUCCGGCGAACGCGGGACGGCGAUCGGUUCUGGUAUGAGAAUCCGAGUGUCUUUGACGCGCAACAGCUCGUCCAGAUCCAGCAAGUGUCACUAGCCAGAAUCUUGUGUGACAACGCCGACAAUAUUACUCGCGUGCAACCCAAUGUCUUUCUACUGCCCGAAGCUCCUACAAACGACUUGGUCAGCUGCGACGAGAUUCCUUACGUAGACUUGAGUGCGUGGUCCGACUGCUGCGACAAUUGCGAGAAUCGCGACAAUACCAUCUUCCGCGUGCGCAGAGAGGCUGAGAAAUACUUUCCACCUGCUAAUAGUUCCGACGUCCACGUCAACGAUGUAGAGUCGUUGAAUCGCGAUGAGAAAAUACAAUAUUUACUAAGGAUGUUCGAAGAAAGUGAUAGAGAGGCCAAGAGACUGCGAGACCGGGCUGACGAUCUGGCACAAACGGUGAAAGAACUCGAAUCAGUUUUAAGAGACGUGUUACGUGAACGCGACAAUAGGAAAGUAAAAUUAAGCGUGUACAAUUGAGGCUUGGAUCGUCCUUUCUCGCUCUAUGGCAUAUGUCGUGUUUUCGCACUCUUGCGUUUCGAAUAUACAUGCCAUAUUCUUUAUACAUUUGUUGUUGUAAAUAGAUGCAUCGUGAAAUCAUUUCCUUUAGGCUAACACAGCGGUUACCAAGAUGUAUACAUGUAAUGCCAUACAAGACGAGCAAGGCUUAAACAAUUUUUAUAACACAUUAACAGGGAAAACGCAUCAAGAUAUAUACAUAUUACAGUGUAUUCUUGUAACUUUUUGUUACGUACAUUAUGUACAUUUAUCGAUACGAUUUAUAAAUCAACCUAGUAAUGUCUCAUUGUUUAACCCCUCCAAGAUACUUUGUGUGUUGCCCAUGGGCAACAAUAUCCUUACCGUCAUUCUUUGUGAGCUCCACCGUGAGAAAAGCCAAAUUCUUCCCAGCACGUAGUGUUUUAGCAUCAACUGUCACUGUUUCACCAGGAAAUGCAGCUUUCAAAUACCUGUGCCAUUAAUUACUUUGUUGUACAAUAUAAACAUUUAUACAUAUCUUUACUAAUAAAAAUUAUCAAGUUACAA